AUGGAAGGAAUGCCAACGCCAACUAUUGACUGGAACUCAUCUAAUCUUGUUAAUGAAUGGGAAAAAUUUGAAGAGCAUGUGAAGUUAAUUUUUCAAGGACCCCUGAGUGAAAAAACUGAAGAACAAAAGGUAAAUUAUCUGCUUCUAUGGGUCGGUGCACGCGGAAGAGAAAUCAAACAGACAUGGGUUAUCAGCAACGCUGAAGCCAAAAAACUGAACACGUUUUACAAAAGGUUCAAAAGUUACGUGCAACCGAAGCUGAACCCGAUUUUUGCCAGGUAUAAGUUUUUCAAUGAAGUCCAGGGAUCGGACUCAUUCGACGCAUUUCUAACCCGUCUACGAAUAAGUGCAAGAGAGUGCCAAUUCCACAACAACGAUGAAAUGAUUCGGGACAGAAUCGUUUUUGGCACGAACAGCGCCAAAGCAAGAGAGAAAUUGAUAAACGAAGGAGAGAGAUUAACAUUAGACAAAACUAUUUCAAUUAUGCAAAACCUUGAAUAUUGCCAGGAACAACGGAAGGCAAUUAACGCAAACAACAUCGACGCAGUGAAGAAAAGACCCUCAAAACCAGACACACAACCGUCACAACGCAGACGACAACAACAACCAAGGCGAAAACCACCGACGACGGCGAACUCCAAGUGUAGCUACUGCGGAUACAAUAAACACCAAAGACAUGAACAAUGUCCAGCUCGAAACGCUACUUGUAAUAAAUGUGGAUUUAAAGAUCAUUUCGCACGCGUAUGUAGAAACAAGUCAGUGCAUGAAUUGGAUUUAAACGGAUUAAAUAUGAGUGAUAACAGUGAUCAGGAUACCUUCUUUGUUGACAUGGUAAAUACUUGUACAUCUUCGAAAAAUUUGUCUCCUCCAGAGCAAGCCUUUAUAGUUUUGUCCGUAGGCCCCUCCCAGACCCCACUGAAAUUUAAAAUAGACACAGGUAGCUCAGCUGAUGUAAUCCCAGUCAGCCAUUUUGAAAAACUUAAAAUCAGUUACCCCUUAGAACCCCCUGAUAAUGGUUUAACCUCGUAUACAGGUAACUCAUUGCCAAUUCGUGGCAUGAUUAGGUUAAAUCUAGGUUACAACGGAGUCAGCUGUUUAUCAGCUGUUUACAUUGUAGAGAGCAACUCUGUUCCCCUGCUGAGUUUAAACACAUGUCUUACACUAGGUCUGGUCAAGUUAACGUACUCUAUCGAUACUUGUGAACCCUUAGACAAGAGCAAAAUGAUGACUCUAUAUGGCGACCUAUUUAAAGGGGUGGGGACCAUGCCCGGGGAAGCUAGUUUGCAUAUUAGACCGGACGCCACACCGGUUAUCAACCCCCCUAGAAGAGUUCCUGAAGCCCUGAGAGAGAAAUUAAAGCAAGAGCUAAAUCGCAUGGAAAAAGAGGGAAUCGUAGAAAAGGUCACUGUCCCAACAGAUUUUGUGAACUCCCUGGUAAUAGUUGAGAAAAAAUCAGGACAGUUGAGAGUAUGUAUUGACAGUAAUAAUCUUAAUGACGCAAUAAAACGUCCACAUUUACCCCAUGAGAACGAUUGA
Molecule: messenger RNA, 1536 nt
Organism: Mercenaria mercenaria
Lineage: Eukaryota; Metazoa; Mollusca; Bivalvia; Venerida; Veneridae
Exons: 1
Coding region: 1-1536 (511 amino acids)
Source: RefSeq, a predicted model, not a curated record